Messenger RNA from Mollisia scopiformis, 864 nucleotides. RefSeq lists its product as uncharacterized. Bases 1 to 864 code for a protein of 287 amino acids. NCBI's taxonomy places the organism in Eukaryota, Fungi, Ascomycota, Leotiomycetes, Helotiales, Mollisiaceae. The record is from RefSeq and is a predicted model, not a curated record. The transcript is spliced from 2 exons.
AUGCAACACACUCUGAUCGUGAUGAUAUGGACAUCGACGAUUGCAGGCAUGAUCAACGAGCUACUGACACGAGAUAGGUAUCACAUGCCACGGAUUCCCAAAAUCAAGGAUGAAAGUUUCAGAUUCUUCAUCCUGCAUGCCAUCCUUGAUCAAGUAUUAUCCAUCGAGGGUCACCACCGAAUCGACUGGAUCAAGGUGUCCGAAGACGUGGGGUACAAGGGACAGAAUCCAAGUACCUGUUCGAAGAAGGUCUUCGCAGCUACAUGGAAAGCUCUUCACAGAAGAUCAUUCGUCCAGGAUAAGAAAUCGAAGAUUGAUACAGUCGAAGCUCCCCCAGAAUAUGUCUUCGAACGCUGCGUCGGCAAUGGGAGAGAGGCCACUGUGAACUGGGCUAAGCUAGCAGAAACAUUAGGAAACAGCAGCGAAAAAGGUGAGAGAGAUGUUUUCAAUCGCAUGUGGAACAAAUACUGGGGAAAAGAUCCUCAUAAAACAACGGCAUAUGAAAAGAUGGACGAAUAUUAUGCAUAUAUCAAGAACUUCGACCAAGGUCACGAUGAUGAGGAGCCGGGUUAUCCACCUCCACCCCCAUACGAGGACAUUGAGUCGCAAAACAACGGCAUCAAGCAUCCGGAAACAGCCAACGAUGGUGAGGCGAUGGAAUUGGUGCCAAGACUUGAGGGAAUACACUUGGCUGAGCACAAGACUGAGGGAUGGAAAGAGAAAAAGGAUGUUGAGAAGACGGAGAUAUGGAGAAGUGUGCCAAAGGGAUUGCAAAGUGGGAAGGAAACCACUUCAUCAUUGACGAUUGAGAUACUGGUUAGGUGGAAGGAAAUGGUUUGUAAGGCGAAGAAGUCCUACGUUUGA